Messenger RNA from Staurois parvus, 591 nucleotides. Lineage: Eukaryota; Metazoa; Chordata; Amphibia; Anura; Ranidae. The record is from the annotation of a GenBank genome assembly.
GUCUUCAGGGACCUGUCAUCCGGUGUAGUGCGGCAGCGGCUAUUGAUCCGCGGGAUCAGCUUCAGCUGUGUCUGUAAGUGUAAUCAGCAGUGCAGUCUCUGGUCAUCCCCUGUACUGUCUGCAGUCUCUGGGUCAUCCCCUGUACCCUCUGCAGUCUCUGGGUCAUCCCCUGUACCCUCUGCAGUCUCUGGGUCAUCCCCUGUACCCUCUGCAGUCUCUGGGUCAUCCCCUGUACCGUCUGCAGUCUCUGGGUCAUCCCCUGUACCGUCUGCAGUCUCUGGGUCAUCCCCUGUACCGUCUGCAGUCUCUGGGUCAUCCCCUGUACCGUCUGCAGUCUCUGGGUCAUCCCCUGUACCGUCUGCAGUCUCUGGGUCAUCCCCUGUACCGUCUGCAGUCUCUGGGUCAUCCCCUGUACCGUCUGCAGUCUCUGGGUCAUCCCUGUACCGUCCGCAGUCUCUGGGUCAUCCCCUGUACCGUCCGCAGUCUCUGGGUCAUCCCCUGUACCGUCCGCAGUCUCUGGGUCAUCCCCUGUACCGUCCGCAGUCUCUGGGUCAUCCCCUGUACCGUCCGCAGUCUCUGGGUCAUCCCCUG